This is a messenger RNA of Symbiodinium sp. CCMP2456, 4506 nucleotides long. NCBI's taxonomy places the organism in Eukaryota, Dinophyceae, Suessiales, Symbiodiniaceae. The record is from the annotation of a GenBank genome assembly.
AUGCCGACAUGCAAUCAUUGCGUUCCUCAGAACUGCGAGUUCGCUCAGUGGAGCAAAUGGUACGAUGCCGGCGGAUGUACUGGCCUGUGCUUUCGUCAUAGGGCACUUGCCCAGCCGAACAACGAGUGUGGACGACCUUGCAGCGGAGUUCAGGAAGACACGAAGCCGUGCUUCAAAACAGAGUGCUCACGGAAGCCUGAACAGGAUGCGAUGUUCGGCUCUUGGUCUGAGUGGGGCUUGUGCGAUUCCGGCCAGAGGGACCGCCACCGUGAAGUGGCGACGCAAGCGGCCCACGGAGGGCGCUCCGUGGAAGGCCCGCUGCGCGAGGUUCAGCCGUGUGGCCAGGGCCAUGUCGUCGACUGCGAGAUGAACCAGUGGAAUGCCUGGACGACCUGCAGUUGCACCUGCGGUCAGGGAUGGCAUACCAGAGAUCGCCGCAUCAUUCGCUUCUCAGCCAAUGGAGGGAAGCCUUGCGUUGGAUCCACUCGCGAGGAACACCCAUGCAACGAACAGCCAUGCAAUGGUCUGGCUUGUCAGUUCAGCCCAUGGUCCAGCUGGGCUGGAUGUGAUGGAUACCGCCCAUUUCAACGAGAUCGCCACCGACGGGUUGAGCAACCGGGUUCCAACGGUGCCGGCUGCAGUGGGACGACUCACGAGAUGGAGGGUUGCACCAGCCACGGUCCUUCUGACUGUGUCAUAUCGCAGUGGGAGCAAUGGUCAUCAUGCGACAAGCAUUGUGACGGAGGUCAGCAAGUUCGACAUCGGAAAUUGAUUCAUCCUGCUCACAGCGGAGGCACGUGCGCGCAGUCGAAGAUGAAGCAGAUCCGGGGUUGCAACACGCAGUCGUGCCACUCCAAUCAGAAUGACUGCAUCCUCUCGCCGUGGCGCUCGUGGAGUGCCUGCACAGCACAGUGUGAAGAUGGCGUCAGGAAGCGUGAGCGCGAGGUGCUGCAACGUGCCGGUGAGGGAGGUCGAGGGUGCAGCGGCGUCAUGAUGCAAGUGGUAUCCUGCACGGGACCCGGCUGCGGCGAACAAGACUGCCAGUGGGGACCGUGGGAUUCGUGGAGUGGCUGCUCCUGCAGCUGUGGAGGUGGGACGAAGCGGAGGAAUCGACAGGUUCAGGUUUCCCCAAAAGGUGGAGGAGAACUCUGCGACCCAGUCGACAAGUCUGAAGCAGCUCCGUGUAAUCAGCACCGAUGCUUCGAGCGCUGCACCGAUGCCCGGUGGUCAGAAUGGAAGCAGUGGUCCGAAUGUUCGGCUUCCUGUGGCUAUGGCUUCAAGUUUCGACAUCGAAGCCAUCAAGUGCAGGCAAAUUCCUGUGGCAGGCCAGCUACAGGCCGUGGCCAGGAGUGGGACGUGUGUGAAGGUUCUGGUGUUGGCAGUGCGGUAUGCGGGGACCGGGAUGGCCGGCUCUCUGCCUGGAAUGAAUGGUCCGACUGCAGCUGCACUUGCUUCGGCAUUCGUGAGCGGCAGAGGAUUGUGGAGCAAUACCACUUCGGGAACGGAAAGCCAAUCCCUUUCGCACCAUUGAAGCAAAUCCAGCCGUGCCAUCCAGGCCCCCGUGAGUCAGCUCCCAGUGAGUGUGUUCACCACCAUGCGGACUGCAAGUUGAGCCAGUGGAAUGAGUGGACUGAAUGUCCUGUCACCUGCGGCGGUGGAAACAAGAUGAGGCUGCGGUACAUCUUCACACCGGCCUCAAACAAUGGACGCCCUUGCCAGGCCUCCUUAAGAGAGACGACACCCUGCGCUACCAAUCCAUGCGGGGAGGGCUGCGUGGAUUGUCUGUGGGGCCACUGGUCCGAAUGGGGCGCAUGUUCCAAGUGUGGUGAUCAGAGAUUCAGACAGCGCGACAUCAUGAAACUCGCCAACCACUGCGGCAAGAGGUGCGAGGCUCGAGAUGCCAAGGAGGUGUCCAACUGCACCAGUCAAUGUGACAGCAUGAGCUUCUGCGUGUGGAAACCAUGGACGUCCUGGAGUGGGUGCAGUGCGGACUGCGGCCCGGCUACAAGAUUGCGGGAGCGGUCUCUAGGCCUUGUGCAAAACAAACCCUACGAGUACCUCUUCAAGGUGGCACACGAUUCGUACGCAGGUCUUUGUGCCGGGACACAGACGGACACUGAAGCCUGUCCGACGAGGCCUUGUGACAAUCGUUGCGUUCCAACAGAUUGCACUUUCUCGCCGUGGGGCGAAUGGCAUCAACCUUCAUGCAUCGGUCUUUGUACCAGGUCUCGCAGCAUUGCCGUCGUGAACAACGAGUGUGGAGAGCCUUGCCACGGCCCCUUGGUUUCCACCAAGAGGUGCCUCGAAGAGUGCACGGAGGUUGUGGAUUGUGAGUUUCGCAGCUGGUCACACUGGUCCCAGAUGGAUCGCUCCGGGCCAGGAGCACUGAGGUAUCGUUCACGCGAGGUGAGUCAGAUGCCCAGGAACGGCGGGAAGCCAUGCGAAGGCGACAUUCGGGAGGUUGACUCCUUCUGCGAAGAGAAUGACCACCUGCAACAUUGCCGACUCAUCUCCUGGUCUGAUUGGGUAAGCUGCAGCAAGACUUGCGGAGGCGGUUGGCAGCUCCGCACGAGGGCCGUAGCGCAGCCCGCACGGAACGGAGGACAACCCUGCCAAGGAGACCUGUCCGAGGGACAGACUUGUGCAGAAUUCCCAUGUCAGGAAGGGGACUGCAUUUUGGCUCCAUGGAGCAGCUGGGGCGAUUGCUGGGGCGGACAGAGGACACGAAGCCGUCGCGUGCAGCGGGAGGCUACGGCUGGAGGGCGACCAUGUGGUGGUCCUGGCAGCCCCGUCCUUUUGGGUGAAACUCGGCCGUGCAGCCAACAUGGCAUGGAUUGCCAGGUCUCCGCAUGGAGCGCCUGGGAUUCCUGCGACAAAUCAUGUGGUGGUGGUGAGCAGCAGCGACACCGGCAGGUCCAGGUCUACCCCAUGCACGGCGGAUUGCCGUGCCCCACCUCGCUCCGAGAGCUCCGCGCGUGUGGCAGCUACUCCUGCGGAACUGUGGAUUGCGAGGCAACUGCCUGGACAGAGUGGGGAGCCUGCUCGGUGCAGUGUGGUGCCGGUCAGCAGCAGCGAGAUCGACAGAUUGCCAGGUCGGCACAAGGAGAAGGACGAAAGUGUAACUUCAUCCUCUCGGAGACUCGCGCAUGUCGGGACAGCGGCGGGUCAACGGGCUGUGGCAUGGUGAAUUGCCUCUGGGGUGACUGGUCAAGUUGGAGUGGCUGCACAUGCUCGUGCGGCGGUGGCCAGCGCACUCGCAAUCGGCACAUCGCUCAAUCGCCUCAGGGCGGAGGCGGCCGAUGCGAAGCAAAGCACAAGGAGGAGAUCGGCGCUUGCAACACGCACAGCUGCGCAGAGACUGCCUGCCGCGAUGGAGCCUGGGGCGAGUGGCAGGAGUGGUCACCCUGCUCUGCCUCCUGCACCGGAGGCUUACGAUACCGUCAUCGACGGAUGGAGCACGAGGCCAAUGAAUGCGGCCGACCUGCUGAAGGAUUCUCGCGGGAUGUGGCUCCUUGCAACCAGAAUGUGCCGUGUGCUGGGGACGUCAACUGCCAGUUUGAUUCCUGGACUCAGUGGAGUGCAUGUACCAGGACUUGUGAUGGCAUCAAGCGCCGCUCUCGCAGGAUUGCAGUACAUGGUCGGGGCAGGGGUGAGUGGUGUGUUGGUGCCACCAAGGAGACGUCGCCAUGUGCCCCAAGCCCAGGGGCCCCUGCGCCCAUCGCUUGCCAGCCUGUGCAUGCGCGAGACUGCGUCAUCAGCCAGUGGUCUUCCUGGGGCCAGUGCGAUGUCACAUGUGGUGGUGGCCAAUCCAUGCGCGAGCGGAGCGUAGACCAGGAGGCCCGAGGUGGCGGCACGCCUUGCCUGGGAUCACUCACAGAGACGCGAGGAUGCCACAACCAGGAGUGCCACCAUGAAGGCCCACGGAGGGAUUGUCGUUGGGGGGAAUGGAGCCAGUGGGGUGCCUGCAACAAGUGUGGCGGUCAAAGGGAACGAUUCCGGCACGUGAUCCACGAGGCGUUGAACGGUGGUCGGCCAUGUGAGCUGGGAGCGGCCGAGGAGACAGGGCGUUGCCCUCGCAAGUGCCACGAAUCGAUGUACUGCAUUUGGUCCCAGUGGGAAUCAUGGUCCGACUGCUCUAUGUCCUGCGGCACCGGUGGCAUUCGACAUCGCCAGCGCGCGCUUGCCCUGAAGACAGAGGCGGAGGUCCGCGCUUUGGGUCUCCUCUACGAGGUCAACGAGGGCCUAGCCAGCCCUCGUUUGCCAUCGCAAGGCGCGCAAUUCCAGAUGAUCACCGCGUUUGCUGGCGGUAUCCUUGCAACCAUGGUGCUGUUGCAUCUUCCACAAUCCCUUCGCGCUUGGUUCGCGGAACGUGAUCAUAUUCCGACUUCCCAGGUCGAGUUGGCAGAGCGGCAAGGCUUCCUCAGCCGAUGGUGGGCACACAGAGAGGCGCAGAACGAUGGCUACCUGCCAGUGUCAACAGCAGUUGGAAGCGAUCUCGAUGCCUAG